UCGCUGCGAUCUGUGUUUCCUUAGAGUGCCUCUAAUCAAAGUGGCGACAAGUUGGGUGGUCCGCCAUGUUUGAUCGAAAUCGGGUGUGUUCAGACAUACGCCGUCAGUACUGAAAAUCUAUGAAAUGUACAAUUUAUGAACUGACCGUAAAUAUCGGAACAUAGUGCAAAAAGUAACACAAACAUUCGUAUAACCUGUAAGCGUUUGACAACUGUUUAUAUUUUCGUUUUUAUAGUUUUUAUAGUUUCGUUAAUUAUUGCAAAAUGGUUGGAUGUACCAUACCAUUUUGCAACAAUUCCUCAGAAAAGGGAUAUAUUCUGAAAAUAAUCCCGAGAGAUGAUGAAUGUCGACGACAAUGAAUAGAACGUAUAAAUACAAAGUAUAAUUGGACGCCAGCAAAACAUUCAUGUGUAUGCGAGGUACACUUUCAACCUGAAAUGUGGGAACAGAGGAGCGAUAAGAAAAGGAAAUUGAAACAUAACGCAGUACCUACAAUUUUUGAAUAUUUUGUAAAAAAACAAAUUCCUGUUACAAUACCUAAUAGCACUGAGGAAACACAGCAGCCCAUUUAUGAAGAACAUAUAGCAGUAAAUGAGAAACAGACGGUUAUAAAUGACAUAGUUGAACCUGUUCUUGCUCCUAUUACAUCAUUGUUAAAUGAUACAGAACACAUUGAAGUAAAUGAGAAACAGAUGGUUAUAAAUGACACUGUUGAACCUGCUCCUGUUCUAACUAUAUCAUCGUUAAAGGAUAAAGUGUGUACUUCACCUGCUAGCGAUACAAAAGAGAAAAUUGCUAAUAAGAAGCUGGAAGAAAGAAAUGAAAAACUGCAACAACGUAUAAUGCUCUUAAGUAAACAAAAUAAGGUAUUGCGUUCACAAAUACAAUCACUCCAAAAGAGUGAUACAAAUAAUAAAUACAAACAAGUAUUAAAAAAGGUAUUCCACGAAGAUCAAAUAAAAGCGUUAUUAACAAAACACCGAAGUACAAAAUGUUGGUCUAAUAUAACUGUUCAACGUGCACUUAAGUUAAGGUUUGCGUGUGGUAUAACUGGAUAUGAAGAACUUCUGCAACAAAAAAUACCUCUUCCAAGUUUACACACUUUACAACGACGAAUAGAAAAUUCAAAAUUUGAAAGUGGUAUUUCAAAUGACAUGUUUCACUUUUUACAAAUGAAAGUGAGUACAUUUCAAAAUGAUACCGACAGAGAAUGUGGACUCGUUCUUGAUGAGACGAGUAUAACAUCUAAACAUGUGUAUGAUUCAUCAACAAAGACAUUACUUGGAAAUAUAACGCUGCCACAUGAACAAGAUAAUUAAAAAAGCUGAGGACAUUGGUCUUCAUGUCAAUUAAGUAACUUCUGACAUGGGUCCAGGAAAUGGUAAGAUAUAGAAAUGUUGUGGAAUAAAUGUGGGACGGUAUUCUAGUGUUAAAAAUUAUAUACCUCAUCCUUCUAAUCCCGAUAGAGUCCUAUAUUUUAUUGCAGAUGUGCCACAUCUUUUGAAAAAUUUAAAAGAAUCAUUGUUUUCAAAUCAAUCUUUUCUGUUGCCGGAACAAAUCGUUACCAAAUAUAACUUACCAUCAAAUAGAGUUGAAAGUGCACAUUUUAAUGACUUAAUUGAAUCUCAAAAAGACUUAGAAUUUUACCUAACACCUAAAUUACGUCACGAUGAUAUUCAUUGUACUAACACUUAUAAUAAAAUGCGUGUCAAUAAA
Molecule: messenger RNA, 1716 nt
Organism: Harpegnathos saltator (Jerdon's jumping ant)
Lineage: Eukaryota; Metazoa; Arthropoda; Insecta; Hymenoptera; Formicidae
Exons: 5
Coding region: 438-1319 (293 amino acids)
Source: RefSeq, a predicted model, not a curated record